Torulaspora globosa is the source of this 1620-nucleotide messenger RNA. RefSeq names its product Art5p (gene ART5). Gene Ontology annotation, molecular function: protein-macromolecule adaptor activity; ubiquitin protein ligase binding. Gene Ontology annotation, cellular component: plasma membrane; cytoplasm; cytosol. The record is from RefSeq and is a predicted model, not a curated record. The transcript has a single exon. NCBI's taxonomy places the organism in Eukaryota, Fungi, Ascomycota, Saccharomycetes, Saccharomycetales, Saccharomycetaceae. Bases 1 to 1620 code for a protein of 539 amino acids. Gene Ontology annotation, biological process: ubiquitin-dependent endocytosis.
AUGUUUGGUCUAAAGCACGCCGGUAACGGAAGUGGUAGAGAUCCACUGGUGUAUUUCGACGUUCGUGUAGAUUCUCCUUACAAAGAUUUGGUGCUCAUCAGCGGAUCACCUUUAGAAUCAAAUCCAGUCUCAAUGAGUGGUAGAGUGCUAUUUUCGCUUUCACAGGACAUGCUGGUUAAGAGAGUAACAUUGAAGCUGACUGGUAAAUUCAAGCUGGAUUUCUUACACAUGGGACGAGACAAGAAGCGAUCCGGGGUAACCAGUAUCGUAAAGGAUCAGAGGACUAUCUUUGAGACUCGGUGGGAGAACUUACUUGUGUCUUCGAAGGGAAACACCGUAAUCGGCAAUGACACUAACUACGUUGCAGAGACCGGUCAUCGAGAAUCGGCCAAGAGAUCCCUGUCUAGUCCGGUAGUGAGCCGCCUAAUCAAGAAGACAACAGAUCACAUACUGGAGUUACCAACAAAUGGAGUCUCUGGCACCCCCUACAAAGAUCUGUACUCUGCCCCGUCGUACGUGUUCCAUCUUCCGAAGGGCAACUACGACCUUCCUUUCCAGAUCCUACUCCCAAGUGAGGUUCCCGAGACUGUCGAGGGACUGCAAAGUGGAUCGAUCUUGUACAGUUUUGAAGCGCGCAUCGAAAGAAAGCGUAAGUCGAGUAGCAUGACUUCCUUACUCAAAGAAGACCUAGAUGCUCUGCACCAGAAUCACGGCCCGCUGACCUCCUACAAGUACCUGAGGAUAUUCCGCACCUUAUCUCCAAACGACAUGGCUAUUCAACAAGAAAUCAGAGUUGGCGGCACCUGUAAAGACAAAAUUCAGUACGAAGUGAGUAUACCAAGCAAAGCUAUUGCAAUUGGUUCUACAACGCCCAUCCAAAUCAAACUGUUUCCAUUUCAAAAGGGCUACGUCCUCAAGAAGAUCAACGCAUCGCUACUACAGUUUUUUGCAGUGCGCGACAGCACCGGCCAUAUCUACGACGACCAAGUAGUCACUACCAGGCAAUCAAUGACUGAGUUCACCGAGUUUAUUGACAACCAAGAAGGGCUUCUAACAGAUGUCACAGAAAUAUCACCGAUGUUUGCAAUACCAGACAAUCUGAAAAAAAUCACACAAGACUGCGAUUUGCGCGCCGGACUGAUCCAGGUUCGACAUAGGCUUGCCAUUACGAUCAUUCUACACAGUAAAACCACAGACAAGAACCUUGAAAUCAAGGCAGCAAUACCAGUGCUCCUCUACAUCUCACCUCUUGUCGUAACGAAAGGUAGAUUGGUACUGUUUGACAACUCUAAUGGCAACAUCCACUUCCGCUCGGGCGAACUGGUCGCGCUGUUCCACAGCACCGCUACCCCCGCCGCUUCCGGCCCCGCCACUCCACCUGCCGGUGCAGCUGCUGUAAGCGCCCCGCCCAAUUAUCACCAGCGGGUUAAGGAUCACUUGGUAAACAGUGAAAACGUGCAGCAUGACGCUCAAGAUUGGCAGCAGGAACUGCCGGCGGCUUCGUCGAUCACAGCGCUCUUUGACAUGACGCCAGCAGCCUCGGUGGAGGUCCCCUCGUACGAACAAAGCAGCUGGCAAGUUAUCUCGCAGAAUGACGAGCCGCCCCCGAUCUGGAAUUAG